AUGGCCUCCCCAACCCCAUCCUCCCCGGGCCCAACCCCCUUCCCCACCCGCCCAACAAAAGAAAACCCCGUCAUCAUAGUCGGCACCGGCCUCUCCGGCCUUGUCGCCGCCUUUGAGCUCUCGCGCGCCAACAUCCCCUGUUUACUCCUCGACCAAGAACCCCGCACCUCUCUCGGCGGGCAAGCCUUCUGGUCUUUGGGAGGGCUCUUCAUGGUCGACUCCUCCUUCCAGCGACGGAUGGGCAUCCGCGACUCGCGCUCCCUGGCCCUGCGCGACUGGUUGAGCUCGGCACAGUUCGACAAGCUGGAGAAAGAAGAUUACUGGCCCCGGAAAUGGGCCGAGGCAUUCGUGAAUUUUGCCACGGACGAGAUGGAAGAUUACAUGAAAGCGAGGGGACUGGGGUUUUUGGUUAAUGUCGGGUGGGCGGAGCGUGGGGACGGGAGGGGCGCGGGGGGGCAUGGGAAUAGCGUGCCGCGGUUUCAUGUCAGUUGGGGCACGGGGCCGGAGGUCGUUAGGGUUUUCAAGGAGCCCGUUGAGAAAAAGGAAAAGGAGGGGGUGGUGGAGAUGAGGUUCAGACAUUGUGUUGAUGAGAUUUUGACUGAUGCGACCGGUAGGGCGGUGGGCGUCAAGGGUAGGGUGUUACAAGACGAAGAGGUGCCCCGGGGCGAGAGCUCAACGCGGGAGGCAACAGGAGACUUCGAAAUUCGUGGCGCGGCGGUGAUUAUCGCCAGCGGAGGAAUCGGAGGAAACUUGGAGAAGGUAAAGAAGAACUGGCCUAUCGACCGCCUCGGUCCCAAAGUGCCAGACACAAUGGUCAUGGGCGUGCCGGCGCACGUGGACGGACGGAUGAUUGACAUCGCCGAGGGCGUGGGCGCGAGCGUGAUCAACAAGGACAGGAUGUGGCAUUACACGGAAGGACUCAAGAACUGGUCACCCAUCUGGCCCGGCCACGGCAUCCGCGUGUUACCUGCCCCUUCCUCUCUCUGGCUAGACGCCACAGGCAAGCGCCUGCCCCCGUUCCUCUUCCCCGGGUGCGACACGCUCGCCACGCUCAAACACAUCUGCAGCACGGGCUACGACUACUCCUGGUUCAUCUGUAACCGCACCAUCGCCGCGCGCGAGUUCGCGCUCUCGGGGUCCGAGCAAAACCCUGACAUAACCAACAAAAGCAUCAUCCAAACCCUUCGCCAGCGCGUGUUCAGCUCCAACGGCACCGUGCCGGUGCAGAACUUCAUCAAGCACGGCGAGGACUUUGUCGUGAGAGAUAACCUCGAGGACCUGGUGGCGGGCAUGAACGAGCUCAUCAUGGCAAAAACUGGAGGGGGUGGUGUCCGUCUUCUUGAUUACAAUGCCAUUAAAGAAGAAGUCGAGGCCCGCGACAGCCAGUUCGAGAACCCGUUCUCGAAAGACGCGCAGGCGAUGCUGAUCAACAGCACGCGGAAUUACUGGCCCGACAAAAAAAGUAGGGUGGCGCCGCCGCAUAAGUUGCUGGAUAAGAAGUAUGGCCCGCUGAUUGCGGUGCGGAUGAACCUGCUUACGAGGAAGACGUUGGGCGGGAUAGAGACGAACCUGAGCAGCAAUGUUAUGAGGACGGAUGGCACGCCGUUCCCGGGGUUGUAUGCGGUUGGAGAGGCGGCUGGGUUUGGAGGGGGUGGUGUGCAUGGGUAUAAUUCCCUUGAGGGAACGUUUUUGGGCGGGUGUAUCUUCUCUGGCAGAGCGGCUGGACGGGCUAUUUUGGAAGAGGUUCUUGGGACAACGGGUUUGCAAGCGAAGCUUUGA
Sordaria macrospora k-hell is the source of this 1779-nucleotide messenger RNA. RefSeq lists its product as uncharacterized. NCBI's taxonomy places the organism in Eukaryota, Fungi, Ascomycota, Sordariomycetes, Sordariales, Sordariaceae. The record is from RefSeq and is a predicted model, not a curated record. Gene Ontology annotation, molecular function: oxidoreductase activity, acting on the CH-CH group of donors.